Ipomoea triloba (trilobed morning glory) is the source of this 1940-nucleotide messenger RNA. RefSeq names its product solute carrier family 25 member 44-like. The transcript is spliced from 6 exons. The coding region runs from base 563 to 1483 and encodes 306 amino acids. Gene Ontology annotation, biological process: transmembrane transport. The record is from RefSeq and is a predicted model, not a curated record. Lineage: Eukaryota; Viridiplantae; Streptophyta; Magnoliopsida; Solanales; Convolvulaceae.
CCAUCCUACUCGAACUUUCUUGGUUCUUCCAUCUCAUCUCCAGAACGGCUAUGGAAACCGACACCGCCACCUCGCCAGAGCUAGCUCUUUCCGACACCGAUAUAUGUUGGGAUAGGUGCUUUUUCCUUUUCAUAAUCAAUUCCCCCACCCCGGCCUUUUAUAUUAUGGGAUUUAUGGUGUAAUUAAACUGUGAACAACUCCACUAGCUUUUUCGUAUUCCAUGUGACAUGCGUUUGAACCUGAUAUGCUUUUUCUUGUUCUCGCAACACUGUUAACUUCAUUUUGCAUCCAGUAUUGGUUUGUUAUUCUUAACAAAACAUAUAUUUGGCAUUUUUUUUUUAAAAAAAAGUAUAGCGAAAUGGUUUCCAAGGAAUGAUAUAGAUACGUAUAUAGCAAUUAAUUUGCGUUUUACAUGACAUUCUAUCCAUUGAAAACUGCAUAAAGACUCGUGUCCGCAUGUUGCUACUGGUGCAAUUUUAUAUUGCCGGCCCAGGGUUGUGAUAUGUUUUGUUCAAUUAGUAGCUCCCAGGUUAAUUUGCAGGUAUACUGAAACGGUUCACUAAUGUCAAGAUUAGACAAGGGAAGGUUUCACAUCACUGGAGCUAUUCUCUUCACUGCUCAGUCAGCUUUAAUACAUCCAACUGCAGUCGUGAAGACAAGGAUGCAAGUGGCGGCAGCGAGUUCUGGAUUCUCACAUAUGACAGGACUAUCUGUUUUUAAGCAUAUACUAAAAAAUGACGGUAUUCCUGGCAUAUUUAGAGGCUUUGGCACAUCAGCAAUUGGAUCAUUGCCUGGCCGUGUGCUGGCUUUGACUUCACUUGAGGUAUCCAAAGAUAUGAUGCUCAAACACACACAAGGUAUAGAUAUGCCAGAAGCAACUCGUGUUGGCAUUGCAAAUGGUGUUGCAGGGAUGGUGUCCAACCUAAUUUCAUGUGUAUACUUUGUGCCUCUGGAUGUGAUUUGCCAGAGACUGAUGGUUCAAGGGGUUCCUGGAAGUAAACUUUGCAAUGGCACAUUUGAUGUCAUACGUACAGUAAUGAAGGAUGAGGGUGUCCGCGGCAUGUAUAGAGGUUUCGGGUUAACGGCUGUUUAUCAAUCCCCGGCUUCUGCACUGUGGUGGGGUGCUUAUGCUACUGCUCAGCAUAUCAUUUGGAGGAGUCUGGAUUAUAGUGAUGAUAUGGGAAAGAAACCAUCUCAUAUGGAGAUGGUUACAGUCCAAGCUACGGCUGGAAUGUUGGCUGGUGCUUGUUCUUCGGUUGUUACUACUCCAAUAGACACUGUGAAAACACGGCUCCAGGUUAUGGACGAGUAUGGGGUUGGGAGACCGUCAGUAAUGAAGACGACAAAGAUACUCCUCCAAGAAGAGGGAUGGAGAGGGUUCUACAGAGGCUUUGGACCAAGGUUCCUUAAUAUGUCUUUCUAUGGAGUUACAAUGAUCGUAACUUACGAGCUUAUAAAGAGAUUAUCAGUGAAGCAGACGUGAGUACAUGCAUGGAAUGGAAGGACAGCGUGACGUAAAAGAUGAGAAUUGAAGAAUGCCAUAUGAUCAAGGAAUUAAAGACGUCUCACAAUGAAAAUACAUGUUAGGUACUCAAACCUAAUGAAAGAGUUCAUUACAAUAGAAUAGGUAAUUUAAUCUUAAAUAUUGUACCAUUUAAUAAUAUAGAGUUCAUAUAAGAUCAUAUCAAGUUUGGUUAUCCAACCUCUUUAGUCAUCGAUUAGUCCUGUUUGGUAACUGUUAGAUGUUGUAACAUUAGCUAGAAAGGUGUUUGGGGUGUUAAGCAUCGAUUAGUCCUGUUUGGUAACUGUUAGAUGUUGUUGUAACAUUAGCUAGAAGGCAAAAACUUGUGUGAGAUCGUCUCACGGAUCUCAAUCUGUGAGACGGGUCGGAUUAUUUAUUAAAUGGGUCAACAUGUGCAUCUCACGCCCUCCCUUUAUCA